GCUGAUGGAAGUAGAGGAGGAAGAGCUGAUGGAGGUUGGGGAGGAUGGAGGGGUGAGGCUGACCGAGGGUGUAAGACCUGUGAAUUCGCUGGUUUUUGAACGUGCUUUGAGUCUAUCUCACUGCCGAGCUGACUCCAAUUUUAGGAGCGAGAGGUUGAGCCGGAGAGAUAAUGUGGUACAGGUAGGGAUAGAAAGAAAACCGAGAGGGGGAGAACAAGAAAGUUGUGACAGGACGGGGAGGAAAUAUACAGAGGAUGCAAGUGAAACUGACAUUGUUAACAAGCAAGAUGACGAAGAUUACUUGGAGGUGAAAGAACAGAUGUACCAGGAGAAACUAACGUCGCUUAAGAGGCAGCUACAACAGUUACAAGAAGGUACAUUGCAGGAGUAUCAAAAGAGGAUGAAAAAACUCGAUCAACAGUACAAAGAAAGAAUACGAAAUGCGGAGCUUUUUCUGCAACUAGAGACAGAGCAAGUGGAAAGGAAUUACAUUAAAGAAAAGAAGGCAGCAGUGAAAGAGUUUGAAGAUAAAAAGAUUGAGCUGAAAGAGAACCUGAUUGCAGAAUUAGAAGAGAAGAAAAAGAUGAUUGAGAAUGAGCGGCUAACAAUGGAACUCACUGGAGAUUCCAUGGAAGUGAAGCCAAUUAUGACCAGGAAGUUGAGAAGGAGACCCAAUGACCCAGUUCCGAUUCCAGACAAAAGACGAAAACCUGCACCUGCGCAGUUAAAUUACUUGUUAACAGAUGAGCAGAUUAUGGAUGAUUUACGCACCCUUAAUAAGCUGAAAUCACCAAAACGACCAGCCUCCCCGUCUUCUCCCGAGCACCUUCCUAGCGCUCCCACCGAAUCCCCAGCACAGCGAUACGAAGCCCGAAUAGAGGAUGGAAAGCUCUACUAUGAUAAGAGAUGGUACCACAAAAGUCAGGCCAUCUACCUAGAGUCUAAGGAGAACACGAAGAUCAGCUGUGUUAUCAGCUCAGUCGGGACAAAUGAGAUCUGGGUGAGGAAGACGAGCGACAGCACGAAGAUGCGCAUAUACCUGGGACAGCUACAUCGAGGGGUGUUCAUCAUACGCCGGCGGUCAGCUGCCUAACGCUGCAUUCCUCACCAAAGUCUCACCAGCAUCUCCUCUCAGUGAGUCUUCCCUGUGUUUUGGUCAGGGACCUUGCGUUUAUAACUAAGCAAGCUUAGUAUACGGACUGGAGAAGAUGUUUAUUUAUAUAAAGACAUUUUCGUACGCCACCUCAACUUGUAAAAAGCACCUUUUUUUUUGACAUUCUGUCAUUUGGUUCCAUUUCUUCUCGACAAUGAAGUCGACCGUUCUUCCUGGCCGUGUUCUAACUCCCAUUUUGAGGAUGGUUUCGCUUGAUCCCCGGCCGGAUGAGAAGCCUCUUUGUUUUGCCUCAACGCUGGACAAUCUAGAACAUUUCGACCCGGACAGUUGAGUUACGACUUUGCGUGGGGAAAUUUGAUCUUUUAUACGUGCUGUUUUAUUCGCUAACCAAACGCUUUAUUGCCAUAGUCACAAGUGGACACGGGCCAAAAGUUAGAUUUUUUUAAAUAAAAUAGCAAACGGAUCAAAAAAUCUUAUUUCUUUUGCAAAUCAACUCGGGAGUCUUCACAGUCAGUUAGUAUUCUGCAUUUAAUAAAACUGAAAGUCGUGA
This is a messenger RNA of Callorhinchus milii (elephant shark), 1664 nucleotides long. RefSeq names its product SDS3 homolog, SIN3A corepressor complex component (gene suds3). Gene Ontology annotation, biological process: negative regulation of transcription by RNA polymerase II. The record is from RefSeq and is a predicted model, not a curated record. The transcript is spliced from 12 exons. Bases 5 to 1093 code for a protein of 362 amino acids. Gene Ontology annotation, molecular function: histone deacetylase binding. Lineage: Eukaryota; Metazoa; Chordata; Chondrichthyes; Chimaeriformes; Callorhinchidae. Gene Ontology annotation, cellular component: Sin3-type complex.